Micropterus salmoides (largemouth bass) is the source of this 3823-nucleotide messenger RNA. Its product is annotated as gastrula zinc finger protein XlCGF57.1-like. The transcript has 4 exons. The record is from RefSeq and is a predicted model, not a curated record. NCBI's taxonomy places the organism in Eukaryota, Metazoa, Chordata, Actinopteri, Centrarchiformes, Centrarchidae. Gene Ontology annotation, molecular function: RNA polymerase II cis-regulatory region sequence-specific DNA binding; DNA-binding transcription factor activity. Gene Ontology annotation, biological process: regulation of transcription by RNA polymerase II. Bases 90 to 1784 code for a protein of 564 amino acids.
CGCUCUGUGUUGUUGUUCAGGAACGUGUCGCGUCUUCGUGCUCGCAGUUCUCUGAACAUUAAAGAAGCUUUUCUCCGGGUGUCUCCGACAUGUCGGGGCUCCAGAGUCUGAAGGUGUUCGUCCAGCAGCGGCUGGCUGCGGCUGUGGAGGAGAUAUUCGGCCACUUUGAGAGAACAAUCACCGAGUAUGAAGAGGAGCUGGGCCGCCGCCACCGGAACCUGCUGGAUGUGGGUUUGAAGCGGCCUGAGAGAAAACUGCGGAGAGCAGACAUAGAGCAGCUGCUGGGGAGCAAGGAAGAGGUUCAGGGGUGGAGCCUCAGUCUGGACCAGGAGGACCCACAGCUUCCACACAUUAAAGAGGAACAGGAGGAACUCUGGACCAGACAGCAGGGAGACCAGCUUCCAGGACUGGAGGAGGCUGAUAUCACCAAGUUCCCAUUCACUCCUGUCCCUGUGAAGAGUGAAGAAGAUGAUGAAGAAGAGAAACCUCAGUCCUCACAGCUUCAUCAGAGCCAGACUGAACCGAUGGAAGCUGAUGGAGAGGACUGUGGAGGAUGUGGUGGUGACUGGGAUGAAACCAGAGAACCUAAGUCAGGUUUAAACUCAAACAAUGAAGUCUCUAAAAGUGAGACGAGUUGUAACAUUCGCAAGAAACUACUCACCUGCUCUGAGUGUGGGAAACUAUUUAGUUUCAGAGGAAAUCUAAAAAGACACAUUAGAAUACACACGGGAGAGAAACCAUUUAGCUGCUCUGAGUGUGGCAGAAGAUUCAACUUGAAGGUGAAUUUGAAGUUUCACAUGAGAACCCACACAGAAGAGAAACCAUUCAGUUGCAUAGUUUGUGGUCGAGGAUUUGCACAAGGACGCUAUUUGAGUCAACACAUGGCGGUCCACUCAGAGGAGAAAAGAUUCAAGUGCAGUCUCUGCGACAAAGGGUUCACUUGGAGUUAUCAGGUCAGAACCCACAAGUGCGUUGGUCCUCAGUCCUCACAGCUUCAUCCAAACCAAACUGAAGCUAAUGGAGAGGACUGUGGAGGACCAGAACCAGCCAGGAACUCUGAUCCAGAUCGACUUUUACAACCUGAGACUGAAGACUCUUCUGAACCCGAGACUGAAGUCAGCGACGUUGACUGGGAGGAGGACAGAGAAUCGGGUGUAAACACACAACGCUGUCAUGCAGGAGAGAAACCUUUCAGCUGCUCAGUUUGUGACAAAACGUUCAUUUUGUUAAAACACCUCAAAACCCACAAGUGUGCUGGACGUCGGUCCUCACAGCUUCAAAGCCAAAGUGAGACAGAGCCUGUAGCCAGCAGCUCAGCUGAAAACGUGAAGAAAUCCUUCAGCUGCUCCGAGUGUGGUCGAGGAUUCGGCUGCAAGUCGUAUCUGAGGAGUCACAUGAGGAUUCACUCAGGAGAGGAACCAAUCAGUUGCUCAGUUUGUGGUAAAAGUUUUGUCCUGCGCUCACACUUAACUGAACACAUGAGGCGUCACACGGGAGAAAUGCCCUUUAGCUGCUCUGUUUGUAAGAAACGCUUCAGGUACAGCGGAAAUGUUUGGAGACACAUGAAAAUCCACACCGGAGAGAAAGCACUCGGCGGCAGUGUAAGUGACACAGUGUCAAAUCACACCCGCAGUAACACUAAGAGACGAUCAGAACCAGAUCCAGGUAGACCUUUACGACCAGGUACUGAAGACAAAACAUCAGACUGUUCCGAGACUGAAGUCAGUUUUGAUGGUCGCAAGAAGAGCCGGGAGCCUCAGUCAUGUUUAAACUCUGAAAAAUAAUCAAGUCGUGAGAUUUAAUCCUGGAAAGAAAUCGUUUAGUUGCUAAUUUUGUGAAUUUUAACCAAAAACCCAGAUGAAAUGCAGAGAAAUCAGUAAUGUGUUCUUUACCUGCUGCCCUCGCUCUAGAAACAAAACAGAACGCAGCUUUCUAUGAAGGCCCAUCUCAUGACUCUAAAUCAUACUCGAUCAAUCACUGAAUGUUCUUUUCAAUAAUGUAGAUAUAAAUGGUGUAAAUCAUUAGUGUUAGUGUGGCAGUUGUGUGCUCUCUCUUUCUUAGCGUAAUGAAUCAGGCACAAGCCGUCACAGCCGUUUAUAAUGACCGACUGAUACUGGCUUUCUCUUUAUUAUCUGAAAUAGGGGUGAACUAAUAAUACAUUUACAAUAACAAUGUAAGACAGUCAGCCUGUUGGUUUAACCUGAACUACUUACAAACGACUGUACAUGUGGAGAUGUGCACUUUACUUCGAUCUGUAUGUAGCGCACAGUACAGUUAGUGAAAUGGUUAGUGGGCACAUUUUCACCUGAAGGUUAAUGUUGGUACUCGCCUCAGAAACCCAGAUGACACCUGAUGCAUCUAAAACCUGUUCAGAUUGAGAGACUUUUUACACUGCAGGACAUUUCAAAACAAAUUCAACAGUAAAUACUUUCAACACUUUCAAGUGCAGGUGUGACGUUUUUAAAUAUAUAUUUAUUUAAGAUAUUAUCAACAUGAUGUGGACUUCGGUGGCGUCCUGGAUCACUGUAAUGCUCUGGAGCCUUGUUGUUACCCGUUUGGGGUUGCGGUCCAGCCAAUGGUUCCACAGUAUCAGGUGGUGAUAAUGUGUCAACAAAGACACUAAAGGUUCAGACCAAACACAAAGUGAACUUUCAGCUUGUGUUACGCAAAUACAGUUGUGUGUUUUUUGGAGUAUUUUGCAGCCUGCGAAUAUUCACCCUUGGCAGCCAAUGGGAAUACUCUUUCUGGAAAGGAGGAGGGGCUUUCCUCCAUGGAUACCGCAUAACUUAGCCUUGUUUAUUUCCGUCAACCUUUUGUGGAAGUCCCACAGCAUCAUCUGGAGGCCUCACCGCUCUGAGUUUCACUGCGGGAUCUGCGUGAGGCGGAGCAGCGCCCGGCGUGAUGGCCUGCUGCCUGGGACGCGCCAGGAUUUCACGGAUGGACACCAACUACAGGCGUUCUGCCUCAGCUGCAGAGCGCCUGUGCAUCUGUCUCCGGUGAUUGAUGAAGUGAUGGUGGGACUUUUUCCUCAAGCCCUCCAACUGCCUGCUGACCUGCCACUAUGCCAGCAGCUGAUUACCGAGGACCCCAGCCACACGUCUUUGUUGCUGAUGAGGCCUUUCCACUCAGGAAAACCAAUCAGGCCAUUUCCUGGGCCCAACCUGCCAAGAGAGCACCGGAUCUUCAACCACCCUCUGUCCUCAGGCGUGCCAUGGAGGUCCAUCAAGCACUGUGUGAAGGCAACUUGUGUUCUCCGUAACUUUCCAGUUGGCGAGGUGGGACAACUGCCAGGUCAGCGAAGACUGGCUGCCAACAACUCAGCGAGUGUCUCUUCUGAAUGAGAUGUCUCGUGACAAAACACUGUGUUGUCCACAAGCGGCUCUUUUAGGAGCCGUUUAAGCAAUAUUAUAUUGUGUAUCAGUCGCUGAAAAGUGUUACAAACGUGAAUAGAUUGAAAAAAAAUAAUACUUUUAUUGACACAGUAGGAAAGUAAAAAGCAAAAUCUCCGUCCUUCAUUAGGGGUGGGAAUCACAGGGUACCUCACGAUACGAUAAUUUAUCACGAUACAGCUGCGAUAAUCGAUAUGUUGCUAUCCUAAAGUGAUCAUCACAAUAUCUAACUAUGAAUAGAAAAUGCCCGUCAAAAGGUUUUCUCUAUUUCUCUGCUGAAAAUCCUAACUGUUAGAAAACAGCACAAUUCUGCAGCAGGUUUUUCUGUCUGUAAAUUAAAAUCACAGAAUUUAGAGCAACUGUGGAAAAAUGAACAUAAUCAACAUUUCUUUAUAAAAUGCACAUCAAAAUGCAAAUAAACUGAAUUUACUGAA